This is a messenger RNA of Phytomonas sp. EM1, 606 nucleotides long. Lineage: Eukaryota; Euglenozoa; Kinetoplastea; Trypanosomatida; Trypanosomatidae. The record is from the annotation of a GenBank genome assembly.
UAUCGUAUAUUUAUGAAGUGUUAUUCUCGUGUUAUGUUGAGACGGCUUUCAGUCGGUAUGUAUGGCUGUGCACCUGGCCUUCGCAAGAGUCUUGUCCGCCGGGCGUUGGUUCCAGUAUCCGCAACGGAUUCGAGUAGUGCUUUGUCGCUCUGUCGUUGUGCGACCACCACGUUACAUCCCGGACUCGGUGGGGAGAUUGAUGACGGGGAAGAGACCCACCCCGACUUUCAGCCUCGAGCAGUGAUAAGCAACAUCAGUAAAGAGGAGAUCGACAUGAUCAAGAAGGAUGUGGACGAUACGAUCAAGGAGGAGGACAUAGUUGUCUUCAUCAAGGGCGUUCCGGAGGCGCCAGUGUGCACUUUUUCAAAACGCAUGAUUGACGUUCUAGAGGCAUUAGGUGUAGAGUACACCUCGUUUGAUGUCCUAGUGCAUCCAGUGUUACGUGCUUAUGUUAAAGAGAUAAGCGAGUGGCCGACGAUUCCGCAGUUGUUUAUCAAAGGUGAGUUUGCUGGUGGAGUUGAUAUUAUCCUGAAAAUGGCAGAGCAGGGAGAUCUACAAAUGUUGCUCGACCAAAAAGGCAUCAAGCACCGAGACCAGUUUAAAUAA